Messenger RNA from Pseudopodoces humilis (Tibetan ground-tit), 2696 nucleotides. Its product is annotated as E3 ubiquitin-protein ligase RNF19B-like. The record is from RefSeq and is a predicted model, not a curated record. Gene Ontology annotation, biological process: protein ubiquitination. Gene Ontology annotation, molecular function: ubiquitin-protein transferase activity; zinc ion binding. NCBI's taxonomy places the organism in Eukaryota, Metazoa, Chordata, Aves, Passeriformes, Paridae.
GACCGGGACCGGGGUCGCUAUCGGGCGCUGACGGUCUCUGUACCCCUUCAGGGGCGGCCGCGGCUCCUUCGGGUCCGCCCACGCCGAGAGCCGGCGCCGAGCGCAGACCCCGGAUCCCUCCUGUCCCUGUGCAGGUCCAUGGGCGCUGGAUGUGUCGGGCUGUGGCCGUCCCGGGGGAGCCGUGGCCGUGCCGUGCUGUGCUGCCAGCGAUGAUUCCCCGCUGACAGGCUGAGCGGCAUCGACUGCAGCUGGGGAUGGUUCCGCUGUUACCCGUGGUGAGGCUCAGGUAGGAGCUGGGCCAUGGAGGCUGCACCAGGGCCAGCACCUCCCCGCUGCCCUCCGUAGCCCAGCAGCCGUCGGUGGCUACCUUGGCGGGCCACCAUGGAGCAGCCCACACGUGUGCCUGGGCCCCGCCGGCUUCUGGGCUGCUUCAGGCGGAAGCCACAGACCAUCGAGGGGGAAACACCACCACAACCGGAGCCAGAGCCAGAGGAACCCGAGGAGACCCGCAUCGUGCUGGCCCUGGGUGAGAGCCAGGCGCUGGAGGAGUGUCCCCUGUGCCUGCUGCCCCAGCCCCCCGAGGCCUUUCCCAGCCUGGCCUCCUGCUCGCACCGCUCGUGCUGGGCCUGCCUGGAGCGGUACCUGUGCCUCGCCGUGAGCGAGAGCCGCGUGCCCGUGUCGUGCCCGCACUGCCCCGCUGCGCUCCAGCCCGCCGAUGUCCACCGGCUCCUGCCCCAGCCCGCCCUUCGGGACAAGUACGAGGAGUUCCUGCUGCGACGGCUGCUGGUGGCUGAUCCUGGCACCCGCUGGUGCCCCGCACCUGACUGCAGCUACGCUGUCUUUGCCCACGGCUGCGCUGAGUGUCCCCGCCUCACCUGUGGGCGUGAGGGCUGUGGCACCGAGUUCUGCUACCACUGCCGGCAACCCUGGCACCCUGACGGCCCCUGUGCACCACCGGCCCCCAGCCUGGCCACCCCCACAGCACAGCUGGCCCAGCAGGAGGAGUUGGCCCAUGCUGAGGCUGAGGACAUCAAGGUCUGUCCUCGCUGCAGUGCCUUCAUCAUGAAGAUCAACGAUGGGAGCUGCAACCGCAUGAACUGCACGGUCUGUGGGUGCCUCUUCUGCUGGCUCUGUCUGCGGGAGAUCUCUGAUAUGCACUUUCUCAGCCCCUCUGGCUGCACCUUCUGGGGGAAGAGGCCGUGGUCACGGACCCGGAGGAUCAUGUGGCAGCUGGGCAUGGUGCUGGGAGCCCCCAUGGUCAUCUCUCUUGCUGCGGGUGUUGCUGUCCCUGUCAUUACCAUUGGGAUCCCCAUCUACAUGGGUAGGAAGGUGCUGGGCCAGAGCCGGCGAAGCAGUCACUCCGGGUGCCAGCAGUGCCUCUCUGUCACCAGCAGUGUCCUCCUCUCUCUCUUCGUGUCCCCUAUCAUAACAGCUCUCACUGUGGGUGUUGGCGUGCCCCUGGUGCUCACCUACGUGUACGGGACCGUGGUGCUGUCGCUGUGCCGGAGCCGCUGGGGCUGCAGGGGCAGCCGCACGCCUGGAGACCUCGGCAUGGUGGAGCUGGACAACCUGACCAAACUGAAUGAGCUGUGGUCAGUGCUGCCCAGCCCCAGACCAGGUGAGGACGGAGCUCCAGACCCUGCUGCCUCCAUCCCCAGCAGCAGCCGCAGCCCGCGCCCGGGGCCAGCGUGGCCGGAAGGGGACAGCCAGUCAGCCAGCACAGUGGCCCUUGCUGGGAGUAUGCUGAGUGAGGGCCAGGACACCUCUGACAGACUGACCAUCCCCAGCUGUCCCAGCCUGUCACCACAGGAGAUGAGGUUUGUGAGCUGGCUCACCUGCACAACUUCUCCAGCUGCUCUGGGAUUCCCAUGUGAUGGGGUUGUGCCUUUGGCAGUGCCUUGCACUGCAGCUCUUCCAUUUUCAAGGAUGAACUCCACCCUUCUGGUCCUGGGCUGUUGUCUCAGCUCCCACAGUUCAGUCUGUCCCUCACCAGCCCAGCUGUGCCUCCUGGUACCUUUGACCCCCUUUCCUGGCAGCCUCAAGCUUCAGCUCCCCACCCAGUCUGGUGGCUCUGCAGUGAGUUAUUCAGUCCUGAACUGCUUUCUGGUGUUUGGAGUGUCCAGGCUGGGCUCCUGCAGCCCUGUGCGAGUCUGGUGCUUCAGAGCCUCCAGUGACACACUGCUGCAGCUGGAUUUGCUGCUGAGGCUGUUUCUAUGCUUAGGAACUCUGGAUGAGCUGUGUGUUCCCUUAGAACAGGGGUGCCUGAGGAGACUUUUCAUUUGCAGAAGUGGGUUUGUUCUCAGUGCAACUUCCACUUGCUGCCAGGUGGGUUUAUCUCAGGAACAUUCUGGGAAGGGGCUGCUCAGUACCUCACACUGCCUUUGUGCUGUCAGUGUCCUGGUCAGGGUUACUCCAGAUUGAAUAAACAGAAUGGAGAGUCACAUGGACAAGCAGUCCUAAAGUGUUAGUUAUUUCUGCAGUCCCUGAGAGCCUGAGCUGAGGCAGCUUUGCUUGGUGACAUUAAAACCACUUUGUCUCAAUUACCAUAUGCUGUCAUCCUAUUCCUGCUGCCAGGCUUCCAUCUAGAGGGUUUGGUUUUAAGUUUUCUUCCUGGUCAUUAAGGUUUGUGAUGCAGUCUCCAGUCUCUGUGGAGUCCCAAAACAGCUCUGAUUUGUGGUGACCUGACAUUAGUGACC